This is a messenger RNA of Phytophthora sojae, 2595 nucleotides long. RefSeq lists its product as hypothetical. Gene Ontology annotation, cellular component: membrane. The coding region runs from base 1 to 2595 and encodes 864 amino acids. Lineage: Eukaryota; Oomycota; Peronosporomycetes; Peronosporales; Peronosporaceae. The transcript is spliced from 3 exons. The record is from RefSeq and is a predicted model, not a curated record.
AUGGAGACCGACGCGCUCCCGCUCGAGCGCGGCGGCGUGGAGAUGGCGCCGAUCCUGACGCCGCCGCCCGCGCCGCCGCACGCGUCGUCCGACUCGUCCUUCCACUCGCCCGCGCCCCAGAAGCAGCAGCUCAUGCGCCGCGUGCGCAGCGUGCAGGACGCGGCCAAGCACGGCCUGCUCCUUGGCGCCCAGGGCCGCAGCCGCAGCCGCCCGGGCGAGUACGGGGCCGCCCUGCUGCUGGAGGUGCUGGUCAAUGGCACGUCGGGCGUCAUCGCCUUCCUGCUGUCCUCGACGCUGGCCGUGUCCUGCGCCAGUGUUCUAGUGGGCCACGGGACGCCCCUGGCUUCCGUCAUCGCGCACUUCAUCGACAUGAACCUGCUGGGCACCGCCGUCCUGUCCGUCGUGCUGGCCUGGCAGAGCUGCGCGCCCUGGACCUUGGGCGCCAUUGACGUGUUCGUGGCCCCCGUGAUGGCCGAGAUGGCCCAGAAGAUCUCCGACCACCUGCACGGAGACCUGGACAAGGUGGUGCCCACGACGGUCAUGAUGGUCGCCAUCACGUCCAUGGUGCUGGGGGUCGUCUUCUUCCUCAUGGGGCUCUUCCGAGUCACGUCCAUCGCCAACUACAUGCCGUACCCGGUGAUCGCGGGCUUUCUGUCGGGUAUCGGAGCGGAGUUGAUGAAGAACGGAGUGCACAUGGCCUCCAGUAAGGCGCUGACAGCGGCCUUCUUCACGUGGGACGUGCAGAUGCUGCUGCUGCCGGCCGUGGCCUUCGCCGGCUUUGCCAGACUCGGACAGUACCUGAAGUUCCCCGUGGCCAUCUCGUUCCCAUGUCUGCUGGCCAUGUCGCUCGUGGGCUUCCAAGUCAUUGCGACGUUGUAUGACGCGAGCAUGGAGAAGCUGGGCAAGGAUGGCUGGGUCUUCUCGUGGGAUCCCGUCGUGGUGGCACAGACGCCCAUGUGGUAUCCCUGGGCUGAGAUUGAUUUCAAGCAUGUUCACUGGCACACGCUGACGAACGAAUGUAUGGGAUUCAUGAUCUCGCUCGUGAUUCUGGGCGCGUUGAAGUACAGUGUGGCUACGACGUCAUUGUCGACGCUCUUUGGACGGGAUAUCUCGCCGGAUAACGAGAUGCGCGUGAUCGGACUGGCCAAUCUUGCGAGCGGGUUCAUGGGGUGCUGCGGUGGCUGCCACUACCUCUCUGCGAUGGGCAUCAUGAAGCAGUUCGAGGCUCACGAGAAAGUGCCCGCGCUGGUGUGCGCCUUCCUGAUCGUGGUCUUGUGGAUGGUGGGGAUUCGCCUGCUCCAGUUCGUGCCCAAGUUCAUCUUCGGCGGGUUGUUACUCAGUGUGGGGCUGCACUUCCUGGAGGCGUACUUGGUCACCCCUUUCCACUUUCUCAAGCCUAUUGAGAAGGCAACGGUUGUGCUCAUUACGUCGAGUUUCCUGAUCAUUGGAAUGCUGGAGAGUGUGGCGAUGGGGAUCAUCAUCUCCAUGGUCGAGCUGAUCUGGCGUAUCCACGAUGUGGGCUGCGUCCACCAUGAGACGACUGGAGCGCUGACCCGUAGUGCUGUGGACCGCACGCCCGAGCAGACGGCGUUCCUGGACGCUGAAGGGAGCGCCAUCUUCGUGCUGCGUCUGCAAGGGUACCUAUUCUUCGGCACAUCUGUCAACAUCCUCGAGCGGAUGGAGACGCGCGUUCACUCGCUUGACUUCCCCAAACUGCAGUACGUGAUCAUCGACUUUGGACUCGUCCCAAGCUUCGACGCUACAGCGCUGCUAAAUUUCCGCAAGGCAUCCACACUCGCAGACAUGUACAUGUUCGACAUCUACUUCUGCGGGUUGAAGCCGGAGAUCGAGCUCGCACUGCGUCAGAACCACUACUCGCAGCGCGUGCAUCUGCUGAGUAGCGAUGUGGACAUCGCCCUGGAGAUCUGCGAGAACGAGCUGCUCCCCGACCACAUCUGCAGCGCCCCCGUAACACCUCGAGUCGGCAAUUCUCUCUCGGACUGGAAGCGCAAGAGCCAACUGGAACUCUGGGAGAGCUUCAUGGCCGCAUCCCCCGAGCACGACAGCAGUGCGAGCUACCAGAAGCUACUCCCGUUGUCCGCGUACCUGGAUAUCGUCGUGGUGCCCAAUGGCUCGCAGCUCGUACCGGAGCGGCUACGAGAUGACACGUACUUCAUCUGCUUCGGGUACAUGAACUUCGUCAUGGACUCGGAGUUUUCAAACGCCCACAACAUCCCCGGUGUCCGCUACUCUGAAGCUGGCGAGAUUGAAGUUUUCAACCCUCGUAAACUGUCGUUCGUGGUGCCCGAGGAGUCUCAGUGGACGCCGUUCACGACCGCGAAGUCGCGGCUGCUGAAGAUCGGCCCAGGCUCCGUCAUUACGCCCAACGUCGCUGGCAUGGACCCAGAGUACAAGUACUUUGCCACGUCCGACUGCGUGGUGUUGAGGCUGCGUGCAGCGGCUAUGGAGGCGCUGGAGGCGCGGGCUCCCCACACGGCAGUGGCGGUACUCAAGCUCAUCAACGUGCGCUUAGCGUCUCGCUUCCGCCACUCAAGCAAGCGCGUCUCACAGAUGUCGUCUCUGCUCUACAAGUAG